This is a messenger RNA of Paramuricea clavata, 5176 nucleotides long. The record is from the annotation of a GenBank genome assembly. NCBI's taxonomy places the organism in Eukaryota, Metazoa, Cnidaria, Anthozoa, Malacalcyonacea, Plexauridae.
AGUUUUUUUAAAUAAAAAAUGUAUUGUUUUGAAAUGGAACUCUGUCAUUUCAGUGUAAGUGGCCACUUGUUGAAAUUCGAUAUAAUUUACCUUACAAGGGCUCAUUUAAUGAAAUUCAAAACCACUAUUAUAUUCAUGCUGUUUUCUCGGUACUGAUAUCGGCUUUUUCCUGGUAACGCAAUUAAUAUACUUUCACUUUCCAAAGCAAAACAUUCAUUCUGUAGCAAUUUAUAACGGGUUGUAAAGAUCCCAUCACAAAAUGGUAAACGAACGAUCCGGGCUUCUCCAAAAAGAAACAAGCAAAUAUGAUUGUGGUAGUUUCGGCCGAAAUAUGUGUCAAGAAAUGAACAGAUAUUUAUUCUGUCUCGCUUCACUGACUGCUUUGGCGUUAUCUUUAUACGCUAUUGUUCUUGCUAAAAGGUAAGUUUAUGCAGUGUUUAAUAAUUGCAAACAACUUUUGCCUAAAAUUGUCGCAUAUAGAACCGGCUUACAACUUGAGUUGCAUACUAGUGUGUAAAUCAAUCAUAGAAAUAACGGGAACCACCGAGUAUUUUACUGAUAAAAUAUAAAACAACGGUAACUCCGAAAAUAAAAAUUUUAAGCCUUUUAAUAUUCUAGCUUGUCUGAAUGAUAUUCCCAGGGACGCCGGGACGAUGUGAAGGCAAGGGGGGCAGAUUUUCGUGAAAGGGCACUUUUGAAUUGAUAUAUACUAAGAGAUGUUUGCAAAACAUCGGGAGUUGAACGUCGCCUAAUCAUGUUUUCUAUUUAUCGAAUGAUAGGGGUGUGAGGGGGUUCUCCGCCAGGCGAUUGUGUUAUUCUUGAAGCUCGAUGACUGCAUUUCCUGAAGCAAAUUCGUGCACUAACAAUUCUGACAAUUCGCUAUUUCGCCAAGGCAAUUCUUUAAAUUGAAAGGGCACCUUUCCCCCCUUGCCCCUCCUGGUAACGGGCAACGUGGGCAGCUGCCCCUCCUGCCCCCCAGUUCCGGCGUCCCCGGAUAUUCCUGAUGAUGACUGAAUGUUGGUGGAAAGCUAGAAUAUUAAAAUGUUUAUUUUCGGAGUUACAAUCACAGAACUCCCCUACGAUUUCGUAGCGAGUCGUGUGCUUGAUUUACACAGUAUACAAUUCAAAUUGUAAGCAGGAUGUAUGCGAUAGUUUUAAGGUCCGGACAUACCGGACGCGAUUCGACAACGCGAAGCGAUUUUUCAAUUUUCACUGACCGAUAACUUUGAUCCUAGUUUUAAUUUUCCAAAUACUUAGAAGCGGCACCGAAAUCCAGUAAUAAGCUCAUGACAAUUCUUACGAGGAUACUGGAUUUUGGUACAUAUACGAUGGUGCUCGUUAGCAUACUGGAUUUUGGUACAUAUACAGGUAUAUGGAGGGUCCUGAAGGGGGGUUGUAUUUCCAUUUCCCAGCCCAAAUUUUGACUAAAUCCCAUUGUCGCAGAGCACAAAUCCCAUCAUCUCAGUGGCUGUCCUGCUCAAAUCUUAAUCCCAUUCCCAUUUUCUAUUGUUUUUUGCUGAUGAAUUCCAGUCCCAGUGCAUGAAAUCCCAUUUCCCCCCCCCCCCAAAAAAAAUAAGCAAAUCCCAGUUCUCAUUUUACCCCUUCAGGACCCUCUAUAUGAGCAUGCUCAUGAGAUGCCAAAACGAGGUAUGCUCAUAAGCACGCUCAAAUAUGUACCAAAAUCCAAUAUGUUCACGAGUACCCUCAUAUAUAUAUAGCUAUUUACUCGCUGGGGCACUCUGUGCCCCGGGCGAGUAUAGGUUUCGGCUUGCAUUUUUCUUGGAUAGUGGAUCGUCGAUAGCCACAAAAUAGAAUAUUAAUGAGCUGCCUAAUUUUCCCCCAAUUAUCCAUAAGGCUCCAGCCAUUUUUACCCAAAUUAUCCAUAAAUAACCCUGCAUUUUGAGGAAAAUUCGGGAAAAUUGAACAAUUUUACAAGGAAUUUCGACAUGGAAACAGCAACCUUCGCAAAUCGCAAGUUUAUACCGCAGAGUUUAUACGUUUGGCUGUGCUGCUUUAUAUUUUGAGAAGAAAGCGACACCGUUCGAUUCAGCAUAAGAAAUUGUACUUACGGAUGUCAAGUGUAUACUUACGGAUGUCAAGAUAUUACUAAACACCAGUAUUCUAGCGAUUUAUGGCCUUUGAAAAUCAAGUGAAAUUGUAUUGUUGAAAAAUCGCUCGCAGUACGUAUUAUUGUUAAUCACUCGCACCACGUUUGUCCUUGUAUUUGUAAAUGCCUAAUGGCGCAAUAAGGAUAAAAAUACCACCAUUCGAUUCAGCGUAAGAAAUUGUACUCACUGAUGUCAAAUGUACUAAACAGCAGUAUUCUAGCGAUUUAUGGCCUUUGAAAAUCAAGCGAAUAUUUGUAAUGCCUAAUGGCGCAAUAAGGAUAAUAAUACCACAGUUCCAUUCAGCGUUAGAAAUUGUACUGAUGUCAAAUGUAUUACUAAACAAGCGAUUUAUGGCCUUUGUCUUUGAAAAUCUAGCGAAAUUGAAUUGUUGACAAAUCGCUCAAAAUUAUUAAACUAUUAAUUAUAAAAAAUGCAGGACGUUUGAUUCUUGGUAACUUUGGUACCAGUGGAUUCGUCUCACUUCUCUCUUCAUUUUGAUAGUAUUUUGAGCCCAAAAAUAUUUUAUUUUGAACGUUUUAAAAUUAAAGCGCAGUUUAAUCCUAGCGUACGGACCAACUGGCGGCUAACAGACUGCAACCACUGUAACCAUUGCACCCACUGCAACCACUGCAACCAUUGCACCCACUGCAACCAUUGCACCCACUGCAACCAUUGCAACCACUGCAAACAUUGCACCCAUUGCGACCACUGCAAACAAUGCACCCAUUGCGCCCACUGCACCCAUUGCACCCAAUGCAACCACUGCACCCACAUGAACCGUCAGGGCUAUUUUGACAGGAUUGCAAUUGGAAACGAAAAUCGUGUGGGAAAACCCUUUCACCUAACAGCCAAUCACAGUGUGUCUUCCGAGCACUGCGAGAUUACCCAUUGCAGUAGGUGCAUUGGGGGAUGGCUGACAGUCUUGAAGGAUACGUUAAUUUAGUUCAGUAUGAUUCAGAUUGUUCCAACCACGGACAGAUUUAAUAUAAAUUUACUUGUAGGGGUAGAGCCUACCGCAUUUUAGCGUGUUAAGCCUUUUGCGCUCGUUUUCGACUUUUCCGCUUAGCUCGGGGAAAACCUUAAAUCUUACUAGUAAUUGAAAUAGCUGUGUACUGUAUGUAUCACUGUGUGAUCAUGUACAGUAAUGCGCAAAUUUGUAUAGCCCCAGCGAGUUAACGCUCCGUUGAGCGUCUUGUUCAAUUAAGGUUGUCCCCCGAGCAAAGCGGAAAAGUCGAAUACGAGAGCGAAAGGCUGCUGGGAAUCGCUAAUAAAUUCAUUCACUUAUUAUGGAUUCCCAGCAGCCUUUCGCGCUCGUAUUCGACUUUUCCGCUUUGCUCGGGGGACAACCUUAAUAGAAAUAUAGCUGUAUGCCAAAAUCCAGUAUCUUCAUAAGAAUGCUCAUGAGCAUAUUACUUGAUUUCUGUUUCUAUAUGAACACAUGCCGAUAAUAUACCAAAAUAGCUCAUAAGCACGCUCAAAUAUGUGCCAAAAUCCAGUAUGUUCAUGCAUCGAUGCAUGGUAUGCAAAUUCGGAAAUUUCCAUGUAAAAAAACCCUUCUUAUAUUAAAACUCACGUUUAGGGAAGACACGCGACUAAGCCAAAGUGACAACGAUCUCAACUCGCUUAAAGAAGAAGUGAAAACUUGCUACAACGACUCGUACGAAAGGAUACAAAGACUUGCAACAAAAAUCGACCAAAUUGAUGAAAGCCUUAAAGAUCUAAUCGCACAAACAAAAUCUUUGCUGGAAAAUAAGAUCAACAGUGUCGAAAGUGAGCUCAAUACUAAAUUCCUAAGCGUGCAAAACCAAGUUUCAGAUUUGAAUACAAACGUUGACAAAAUGCAGACAAGUUUGGGCGGUUUCGAGGAUUCAACGAACAAAGGAUUUGCAAAAGUGUGGGAAAAAUUUAAGGAGGUCGACAAGGAAAUUGCAAACUUACCCAAGAAUUGUGGCAGGCUUGUGUGCUGUUAUAUGAGAAACUAUGUUAUAUUUUAUGCUUUAAUUGUUUUACUGUUUAAUGUAGGGUAAAAUUUCUAAAAUGAAACAAGGGGAAAAUUUUACAUAAUUAUUUUAUUUUAUUUAGCUUUGCCAACUAGGGCAGGGUCACCACAACAGCAUAAGCCAACUACUGUGGGCCCUUUUACCUAACCCACCCUGUCAACUUUCCCUGUGGGAGGAAACCGGAGCACCCGGGGAAGGCCCGCGGCUUUCGGCAGAGCGUUGACUUUUACUCUUUUCACAUGAGGACUGGGUUCGAGUCGCAUUGAGAAGUUCUCACUGAGGCUUGAACCCGCGGCCUUAGAGGUGAAAGUGCGCUAACCACUUGACCACCGAAGCCCCAGAUAAGAAUUAUUAGAUGACUAAUAGUUUCAAAAUUUUCAUAAAAAAUCAUAUAUUUGUCCUAAGCCUGGUAUCCAUAUGGUCGUAACGGUCGUAAAGAUUGAGUCACGAUCUUUCUCAUCAGCCGAAAUACAACAUUUUAGUCAUUUUUUAGAACUGGAAAUACGCGGAGUGAUUAGAACUAGAGAAUACUUAUGAUUUAUAUGUGGUUUACAAGUAUAAACUAUUAUAAACUGGGCCAACUGGCCGUUGAGAAAGAUCGUGACUCUAUUUAUACAACCACAUAGAAAUCGGGCUUUAUUGUAAAUAUAGGGUAAAAUAUAAAGUUUGUUCGUUCACUGCAACCAGGUAUAUCAAUCAUGUUUCGCUCGCUACUCUGGUUUAAAUAAUGGAGGAAUAUAUGCAUCUUCUUGGCAGGUGACGUCAUCCCUUGGGUAUUUAAGAACCCACGAUCGCAGUUUUAGAUCACCCCUGAUGAAGACACUAGACUAGAGUGUCGAAACGUUGGGUCUUGAUUACAAUUCGACUGGGCUUUGUAAUCAUUUAUUUAAACCAGAGUAGCGAGCGAAACAUGAUAGGGUAAAAUUUCUAGUCAAUAAUGAAGAUAUUUGACAGUUUGUAUGUAUAACAGGAGAAUCUUUUAUAUAUUACGUAUCAUAAAUAUACUUUUCCACUUGGGUAUGAUUGUACUGUAUUCAAAUUUUUAAAUUUUCAUUCGUUUCUCAAGCG